Messenger RNA from Colletotrichum destructivum, 4876 nucleotides. RefSeq lists its product as uncharacterized. The coding region runs from base 3660 to 3902 and encodes 80 amino acids. Lineage: Eukaryota; Fungi; Ascomycota; Sordariomycetes; Glomerellales; Glomerellaceae. The record is from RefSeq and is a predicted model, not a curated record. The transcript has a single exon.
AGCAAGAUAAGAUACAGCAAGACAGACGGACAUUCAAUUGCUGGUGCCAAUCUGACGAAUAGAAUGAGAGACCCUGGACUUGGGCGUCCGGACCAGGCCCUUUGUAAUCUCAGGCUUCCUUCGUUUGCAAGGUUGCACCAGUUACUCCCAAGGUCGUCCGUCUUUAAAAUAAGUCUUUGAUGCCACCAACCUCUCCCCUCCUCAGCUCGACCCCGUCGUCGGCCCAUGUGUUUGUGUGGCUGUCCCGGUUCAUGCAACUCGUAGACGCUACGCCUUUUGGCAUAUUCCCCCCGCAGCCAACCAGCCAGCAGCCCAACCCAAGCAGCAACAACAACAAGAACAACAAAAAGCACGGCUCCCAUGGCUCCCUUGGGUUGCAAACGAACCCUUUCCUGGUCGCUGCAGGCGAAGGUAUCCCCGUUUGACACAAUCUCCACAACAUGCAUAGUUUUGGUGCGCGAAACAUGCCUUGGAGGAACGACGGCCUGACAGACUCACGAUGCCGCCGCAACAGCCCGCCUGCCUAUCCCUGGCCAACAAAUUCAUUCAUCAACCCACUCAGCACUCAUGAAGGUGGCCCCCGGUGAGCGCAUCGUCAAGGUAGCCUGCCCUGCCAUACUGGCAGCUCCCCUCGAUGGCUGAAUACACACGCAAACACACACAUACACACUGCUCCGCUGCAGAAGGUGGCUGCAAAGGAUGAGCAAUCCGGCUUGCCAACCAGCGACCACCAGUUCAACUUACCUUGCCAGAGCGCGAACAAAACGCCGUAUCAAGUCGAGAGACGUCGUCCUCGGCAGUUCAGCGUCGCUUCGUCCUUCCGUCAAGCAGGCAGUCGCCAAAUGCCGUCCCGGUUGACUAGACCGAUAGACCGCUGCUGCUCGUCCUCCUUCCCGCCCUCUCCCCGACUUGCCGGCCGGCAGAAGACACUCCGCCGUCACACACGGGCACGCCGCACGACCACCAUCAGGUGGGGGGCUAGCAGGGUGUCCGUACGGGUGGGUGGGCGGGCUGGCGACCAGACCAACCAAUGUCGGUUGGUGCAAGCCUACAUCAAUACCUCACUCAGUCCCUCUAUUGUCGUCGUGGUCUCGUCAUACCUUGUCAGCUUGUGUGAUGAUGUCACGCCAUUUCAUUCCGUUAAUUCUUUCUCUUCCCGCUCGUUACUCGGUCGCAGGCAGAGUGGGACUGGACGGCUGAGGGUUUGGAAGGGCUCCCCUUAGGGAGGGGGGCUUUGAACCUAGAGCAUUGGUGCCGGGCCGCUUGUUCGUCCCUGGACAAACACGGCGGAGGCCCAGCCAUGCUCCCUCUCGCUCGGCGUCAUCUUUUACUUCUACUGCAGUGACUCAUAUUCUCACAUCCAUCACCUAACUUAGCCUCUUGCCGUCGUACGGCAGACGUCGUUUAGCGUUGGACUUACGCCUCAAUCCGCUCGACUCGGGCAAUGGACGAGACGAGAGAGAGCCCCAUGAUUUGAGUACCGACAAAUGUCGGUAAAGCGUUCAGUGGGAUUUCUGGUCAGCGUCACACGUCAUAACUAGUUCCAGCUUCCCCCUCCUCACCACCAACUCCCCCUCUCCCUACUGAGCACCCCCUCUCCUCACCCCCCCUGCCAAAUGAAUUUUACUGACUUUCAGACACGAGGCACGAACAAGGACCCCCGCGGCUUCGUCCUGGGGAAGACCAAGACAGAUAGACAUCCAGACAACCCAGCUCCCGAAAAGGACGCUUAUCGAUUGGCUCGGACACCCUUUUCGGUCGCCUACCUCGCCUCUCAUUCGCUUUCCAAUACAGCGACAUCCCCGCGACGAUCCUUGGGACCCUGGUUCGCGCUAAGAUAAAGCGUCGACACUACCACUCUCUCGCCCGCCGCUUUUCUUUGUCGGUCCCAUCAUCCAUUAUCCAUCAUCCAUGUCUUGUUCUCAGACUGCCUGUACAAGUACACCAUCCGUACACUACAUCGUGCUGCGCAGGCUUGCCGGUGGACUCUCCGAACUCCCUGUCUGACUACCUGCCUGUCGCCUGACCAUUUACAGAUCCACUACCUGUACGACUGAACGAACCUUUUCUUCCCUCUUCCUGAGUGUCUGUAACUGCGACCGUCAAGCCUCGUCGUCUGGCUUCUGACGUUCGUCUCAUAUCGCCCUCCACUGCAGGGUUCCGGUACCUCGUCAGGGAUGUAGUCGCUUCACCCACGCCGCCGUUGAGUCAGGAACUUCGCCCACCGCCAGGCGUACCAAUCCAUGUCGGAUCUCGGUGCACUAUUGUCCAUAGUCGCUCGAGGGCGCCCUCAUCAUGUACCAGCAAACUUUCUAUUCAUUUUGCGUCGGCAACCUUUUGCCGCACGCACGACAAACACAACCUGGCCGUGCGGUGAGGGGGUUGGUCGUCACGAAUUCGACCCUCGGUUCUUGACCUACCCGCAAGGUGCCAUGUCGACGGCCACGAGAAGCGAUGAAGCUUGCCCGACGUUUGGUUUCGCGAGGCUUUCUGCACCAUCGACAUCGCCUAUCAUCAGGCUCGUAGGAGAACAUUCUUGGCAUAUAUAUCAUCACCGCCUAUUCUCUCCGAUCUUUGAACCUAGUUUGGCCCUUUGCUUGCACGACACCGAGGUCCAAUGGCCCGCGCCUUCACAAUCACCCCCCCCCGUCAUGUAGCCCACACGUCACAUCCCAGCAUUGCGUGGUUUCGAGCAUCAAAUGUUUUUCACGGCUGAUCUUAUUCCAUGUUUUCAUCACCAAUGGCGGGCCGACACGACGAAUGCGGCAAGCUGACCGGCGGUUUGACAACCCGACAGAACAUGGCAAACGAAGAGGCAUUAUUGCCCCGACCUUGCUCUAUUGAUGUUUUAGCCGACUAGCCUGGUGUUGUAUGGCAUGUCAACAGUCGCCCAAUGGGUCUUGCUCUCAAGUGCGGGCAACCCGUGCAUGCCAUUCCCAGCCCGCGCGCUUGCAGCAAUCUCUCACCAGCAAACGCCAUCAUCGCUUUGUUGGCUGUGGUAGCCUCCUGUCGCCUGGCCUGUCUCGUACAUGCCCCGCACCGACACAAACGGGCAAACUGUGUCAAACUUGAUCUGCCCGAGGCUGUUGGCUGUUCCAUGGUUCGUUACUCUCGGGUUGUCUCCUGCUCCGAUUUCAGGUCCGCCGACGACCGACGGCUGACUCGGAACCAUGCCUGGAUUGCGCUUGGCGGGCCCAGCAGGAAGAAUGGCGAGGCCGCCGCCGGUCACAUACUCCCCCGACUGAUGAUGUCGGACCCCAUCGCUUUCGGCUUUGUCGGCCCUGAACCUCCGCGGCGUCGCUCACCUCACCACACCUUGGCGUCACGAAGACUACAAGGGUGCAGGAUACCUACAUCAACCCCAAGCAAGGGCCGAGACCGGCUGCGGACACAAGACGGGCUCGUCGUCCUGUUGCUAUUGCUCCGAGGUUUCCUAGUGUCCCUUCCCUCAACCACUCUGAUUUGACAUCUGGCGAACAUGACACGUUCCAUUGAACGUCCAUGAGCGCAUAUGGCGCAUGCCCAACAAGUCCUACGCCUGCGCUGGCAGUGAUGACUGCUGCCAUCGCACGGUUCUUUAGGUGACGGGAGUCGGGGCCAAAGUACUCAGCAAGCUGUUGUGGCGCACAAUCCUGAAGUGACGGGACCAGCGACCACCAAUGCCAUUUCAUUCAAGAGAAGCGGAUGACUUUGGGGACCGAGCAUGCACUCGAGAUCUAGACUUUGUUUCGUUCCCUUCUGGGCUGGCUGCUACAGGGGGAAUCCCAGAUUGUGCCCCUAAAUCGAUGCUACAUCAUCGCCGUUUGAGCCGUGGCCCGGUUCAGUAUCUCUCUGGAAGGGCCACAUGGACUAAAGCCAUCCAAAAGGACAAAGGAGAGACGUUGCUGAGGCUGUUCCAGUAAUGCUAUACGGAAUCGUAUCGUUUCGCCUCGGAGCUGGGUGGCUCAAUGUCGACCUGAACGGAACCCCCCGAGACGGACUAUGCCCUUCACAGCAGAAUCCCCGACAUCAAAACAAUGUCCUUGGUAGAGAUGGCGAUCAACUUCCUCGGCCUAGUUUCCGGCGCCUUGAGCUGUACUAUACCUCCUCUUUAUCCCGGUACCGAGCACGCCCCGGAGGAUGCAACCUCGUCCUUCGCCAGGGAGCCCGAACGAAAUGCGAGUGGUGGCAGAUGCUUUAACCCAAUGGUUCCUCUCGGUGGCUGUGGAGAUAUAUUGACCGGGGCCGGAGUUGGGCGUCGUCCUUGAAAAUGGCCGUAGUAUCGACAGCGGUCUCGGGCCGCGGAUCUGCAAGACUGUAUACGUCGAAGCCUGCCCCAACGUCAAUAUCUUUAGGUCGGACGAUGGCAUCCAUGGCCGGGCUGCUGUGAGCGCCCGUUAUUCAGCUUGCAUUUCAGUAAUGAAAUGAAGGAAGUCCGAUUACUUGCGCGUUGGCUAGUAGCCGGCUUACCGUCGCAUGCGUUCUCGAGGAAAUCCAGGGUACAUUUUUCUUCUCUUCUGUGGGGUUGAGGAUCAACAUGCCAACGGCGUAGUCAUUCUGGCCGUGGCUGUUUGAACAAUCGUCAGUUGGCGCCUGGGCAGGCAAGCGGAGGUGGCAUUCGCGUCCGGGCUUUUUUCCCCUUUCUUUUUGUAGGUCGGAAGAUGGUCAUGAUAAUGUGUCCCGGCAACCCUGCUGUUCUCCCCAAGGCUAGCUAGCUAUCUUAGGCGUCGGUAAGGUUCUCUCCCGGAACGUAGAUGUGCUCGAGGAUGCCACGGUGGCCUCGGCCCCUCGUCUUGUUGUCUUCGCUCUGCGCCCGGCGAGCCGCGUUUCUCCUGCCGUCGUAAACAAGUCCCAACUAUGUGACCUCGGGACCAAGAGCCCCCGUUUCGCCUGCAUC